CACACACACGCAGUUAGUUGCCAGCUGGUUGUAAGGGAGCUCGGAGCUUUUUAAUUCUUCCCUCGUUACACGGUCCACAGCAAACACACACACACGCACACACACAAACGCGCUCACGCACGCGCGCUCUACACGCGAGAGUCAUCAGUGAGCUGCAGAAGAGUUGGCGACACCUUUCUUGCGCUCGUGCUUCAUCAUCAUCAUCAUCAUAAUAAUAAUAAACAACAAUAACAACAACAGCAGCAGCUUUGAUCGUGGAGAGACGCAGUGUGACUCCGGUUCAGCAGCAUGGACGCACACCGGGAGCAGGAGGAGAUUAAAGCAUCACCGGGACACGGGUCUGUCCGCGCGCACCGCUGGCCCUCUCUCACCGCCGGCGCCGCCGCCGUGUGUCUCGCGCUGCUGCUCGCGACUCUGGCCACGUGCUGCCUCACGGUGAUUAGAGCGCGCGAGAUGGAGAGCAGGGUGCUCGCGCUGGAGCGCAGGAGCAGCGCUGGCCCGGCGCCUGGGGAGCUGCGCGAGACCGUGCGGAGCCUCGUGCAGGAGACGCUGAGCGAGCUGAUGCCCAAACUGCGCAGGACAAGAGAAGUGAACCACGAGUGCGUCUGUCCUCCAGGUCCUCCAGGAAAGCGUGGCAGGAUAGGAAGACAAGGAAAUCCUGGACCGCCAGGGAAAUCUGGACGCGAUGGCUACCCGGGGCCUCUCGGCUUGGACGGAAAACCUGGUCCUCCUGGGCAAAAAGGAAGUCAGGGGCCACCUGGACAAAAAGGAGAUAAGGGUGACCAGGGAGAGAUUGGGCCACGGAUGGUCUUUCCUCGCUAUGAUCACGGCUUCAUCUCUGCCGAGCAGCCCACGUUCCAGAGACGUAUGCUGAAGGGUGACCAAGGCCAGACUGGUCCACCAGGUCCUCCAGGCCCACCUGGACCCCCUGGACCAAGAGGGCCUCCUGGGAACACUGGGAAAGACGGACCCCGGGGUCCACCUGGAGAACAAGGUUUCCCUGGAAUUGAUGGAUAUCAGGGACUGAGAGGUUUACCAGGUGAUCCGGGUGAAGAUGGUCAACCAGGCCCGCAGGGACCCCCAGGGUCAAAGGGAGAAUCCGGUGAACCAGGAGCCAAAGGUGAACGGGGCAUGGACGGCCUCCCUGGUCUUAAAGGAGACAAAGGAGAAGUCGGAGAAACUGGACCUCAGGGAGAAACAGGUCCACAGGGUGAGAAAGGUGCAACGGGCUCAAGUGACGUCAUCGCCUUCAACGACAAACUACUAGAUGCUUUUCAGGGACCUCCCGGUCCUCCAGGUCCUCCAGGACCCCCAGGAGUUCCAGGAAAGGACGGAACUAAGGGAGAACUGGGCUUACCUGGAAUAGCUGGAGUUGAUGGAGAGAAGGGAGAUAAAGGAGAUGCUGGAGAACCAGGAAGCCCUGGAGAAAGAGGAGAGAAAGGAGAGAUGGGACUCUCUGGACCUGCUGGAAUGGAUGGACAGAAAGGAGAGAAAGGAGACAGCAGACUAGAAGACAACCUGGUUCAGAUGAUUUCUCAGCCAGGGCCACCGGGCCCUCCAGGCCCAAGAGGACCCCCGGGAUUUAUGGGUCAUCCUGGUAUUCCUGGUCCAAAGGGUGAUGCAGGAGAGUGUGUUAAAGGAGAGAAGGGAGACAGAGGAGUUCCGGGAAUCCAGGGUCCUCAGGGCCCACAUGGCCUCAUGGGUCCUGCAGGGUUGGUCGGCCUUCCGGGAUCCAAGGGUGAAAAAGGAAAACAAGGAGAGGUGGGAUUAGACGGCUUCCCUGGUCUUAAAGGAGACAAAGGAGAGACGGGGGCUAAAGGAGAAAAGGGCGACCGUGGGAAUGUAGGCAAGAGAGGACUGAAGGGACAGAAGGGAGAGCAGGGUCCGCCCGGCUUAGACCAGCCCUGCCCUGUGGGUUCUCCCGGAUGUAAAGGCCAGGCAGGGGAGAGCGGGCAGGCUGACGCCGGGGCUCCGUGCCGGCUGGGUCCAGACGGACUUCCAAUACCAGGCUGCUGGCACAAGGACGAAGGGAUGAUGCAGAGGAUCAAGCGAAAGCGUCUGUCGCAGCCUUGAACACGGAGUCAAGGGAGCGAAUUAAUCACACAGGAGCGUCUUCGUGAUGAACUGUAGCCUGGAGAAGUGCCCUAGCUUUGUAGGGCGCAUGGGAACGUUAUGGCUCUUGUCAUGGUCACUGGCGUCCAGCGAGGAUGUUUUGACACUAGCACGUCACUGGCUGAUGGCUGAUGGAUGGAAAGGAUGAUUUUAAUGUUCAUAAAUGCCAGCAGCUUGGGGUCGAGAGUGUCUGAAAUGAUAUCGAAGAGCUAACUCAUAGCUAACUUUGAGUACCAUUUGUUGAUUUGCUAUGGUUAUUAGCAUACGCUUUUUAAUUUGCAGAAAUGAACUGGUGUUUCAUCGCUCAGUUUUUGGAUUAGUGUGUAACUAGAUUAUUAUUAUUAUUAUUAUUAUUAUUAUUAUUAUAUGUACACUAUUACUAGAUUGUAUUAUAUUUUUCUAACAUUCUGUCAUACUAAUUGAUCAUAUUGUUGGGAUUCUUAUAUUACUAUUAAUUGUGACUUUUGAUUUCAUUUAACAUCACGUUCAGUCUUUUUUAUCUAUUAUUAAUUUAUAUUAUAUAUGAGUAUAUGGUGUAUUAUCGAAUAAUUGCUAGAGAUGCAUCAAUAUAAUAAUAUUGUUUGGUUACUCAUCACAAGAAAUGAAAUAAGUAACCUACUUUCAUUUACGCAAACAAGAAUGUUACGUGAUUUUAUUUAGCUCUGGUUUAAAUACGUGCCAUGAAACGUUAACAUACAGCAUACAGGCUACUAAUAAGCAACUAGCUACUAAAUACUUUGAAUACUUCGGAAAAGCGUCUCUAAACAGUUGCAAUUAUAUUACCUUACAUUGUCAAUAAAGCAUAGUGACUGAUCGACAAGAACAA
This is a messenger RNA of Clarias gariepinus (North African catfish), 2938 nucleotides long. RefSeq names its product collagen type XXIII alpha 1 chain a (gene col23a1a). NCBI's taxonomy places the organism in Eukaryota, Metazoa, Chordata, Actinopteri, Siluriformes, Clariidae. The transcript has 31 exons. Bases 289 to 2073 code for a protein of 594 amino acids. The record is from RefSeq and is a predicted model, not a curated record.